Molecule: messenger RNA, 1192 nt
Organism: Drosophila busckii
Lineage: Eukaryota; Metazoa; Arthropoda; Insecta; Diptera; Drosophilidae
Gene: Crk
Product: adapter molecule Crk
Exons: 6
Coding region: 151-1062 (303 amino acids)
Molecular function (GO): protein binding
Source: RefSeq, a predicted model, not a curated record
CUUAAUUAUUGAAUAUAGUCGAAGUGUCGCACAUAAAUAUAUCGAAUACCCCUAACAAUUAAAAGAACGAAAAUACCAAACAUAAAACACUCGUAAAUUAGAAUACAACUUCAAAUAACGCUUGGUAAUUAUAAAAAUUAUCUACAUACCAUGGAUACAUUUGAUGUAUCGGACCGCAGCAGUUGGUACUUUGGAUCAAUGUCCCGGCAAGACGCUACAGAAGUGUUGAUGAAUGAACGAGAACGAGGAGUGUUUUUGGUUCGGGACAGCAACUCAAUAGAAGGAGACUAUGUUUUAUGCGUAAGAGAGGACACAAAAGUGAGCAACUAUAUAAUCAAUAAAGUACAACAGCAAGACCAAAUUGUUUAUCGUAUAGGCGAUCAGUCUUUUGAAAAUCUACCAAAGUUAUUAACCUUCUAUACACUUCAUUAUCUGGACACCACACCGCUCAAAAGGCCUGCACAAAAAAAAAUUGAAAAGGUUAUAGGGAAAUUCGAUUUUGUAGGCAGCGAUCAAGACGAUCUACCGUUUCAAAGAGGAGAGGUUCUUACAAUUAUUCGUAAGGACGAAGACCAAUGGUGGACGGCACGCAAUGCCACAGGGCUGAUUGGACAAAUACCGGUGCCCUAUGUUCAACGGUUACAGUAUGAUGAUUCAAUGGAGGAGAAUGACGUCGAACAGACAAUUCCACAAAACUCAAUCUUAAGCAGUGCUCGUUCAGCAGCAUCUUCAGGCAGUAAUUCCGAUUCACCUUCAGUAUCUUCGAAUCAGUGUGGCACAUUAAAACGAACUGACUUAAAUCGUAAGUUGCCGGCUAGUGCUCGCGUAAAACAAUCCCGCGUGCCAAAUGCAUAUGACAAGACUGCACUGAAACUUGAAGUCGGCGACAUAAUAAAAGUGACAAAAACUAACAUUAACGGACAGUGGGAAGGAGAGCUAAAUGGUCGGAGGGGUCAUUUUCCAUUUACGCAUGUUGAAUUUGUAGACGAUUGUGAUUUACGCAAUAACUGCUCCGACAUUCGAUUGAAUAGUGGCAAUAGCGAUUGGGCGGAACAACAAUAAUAAACAGUCUUAUUAUAAAUUCUAUUUUAGAUUUAAGGCAUAAUUGUAUGAAAAAUGUAUAAGUCGUGUUUACAAAUUGUUAAAAAAUUAAACUAUAUUAUUUAAUCUUAUUAAAUUCUCUACACCUACA